Molecule: messenger RNA, 1581 nt
Organism: Pestalotiopsis fici W106-1
Lineage: Eukaryota; Fungi; Ascomycota; Sordariomycetes; Amphisphaeriales; Sporocadaceae
Exons: 3
Coding region: 1-1581 (526 amino acids)
Source: RefSeq, a predicted model, not a curated record
AUGACUUCAAGACAGUUUGAUGAGGAGAAGUGCAGGAACGUACUUGUGAGAUACUGCGGGCAUGUUCCAAGAAACUACCAGUACAAGGACGGUAUUCAACAGGUCUUCCUUCUGCUGCGAGAUCAUCUGGGCGAUGAAGAUUUGGAUCUUGCUGGCGGCGUCUUGUACGAGUUGAUUGAGAUUGACUGCGAGCACACACACGAUCCUGGAGCUGCGUUUCAGCGAUGGCGCCAUGAUCACAUGAGUCGAUAUGAACAGUCCGACCUCGAACUACCACACGUACCACAUAUGAUGACCAUCACUUCUUCCAUCGUCCCCACCGAUCGACUUUCCAGAUGGCGCCAGGAACACCCAGACAGGUACCCUUUUGUCCUCUCGGACCACAAGCCCCUCCAAGAGCGAUUUUCGGCCGAACGUAAUGGAAUUCGCAACCGGAAGCCAUGGCUGAUAGAGAACACCUUCUUUGUCUCGUCCCACACAGAAGGAACUCUCCCCCUUACCAAUCCGAAUCCAAAGGAGUUUCACGAAAUGCAAUGGCGCGGGCAUCAUGGCGAAGUUGGGAGGUUUCUUCACGAAAGAGAGAUAUCAACUACCAAUUCCGAGCAGUACACAGUCUCCACUCCAGCUGGCGUAGCUACUUCCAAAAGUAGCAUGGAAAAGAAAUCUCGGGCGUCGAGAAUCAGUCUUUUGAACAAAUUCGUGGGCAGGGGUUCCAGGGACAAACAAGAGCCAGAUCCGGAUCAGCGUCGACGGAGCUGGUUGCCCACCACGCUCUUUGAGUCAAAGCCACCAUCACAGGAUGGUCUUGAUGGCUCUGGUCAAGAUGCUGUGCCACUCCCAGACGGUUGCCACGUACCACAUGCUAUUUUCGCCCGGAAACACCUUCUCGUAGACAGCGAAAAGUCAUUGCCAUCACACCCGCCUAUCAACAGAAUGCCUAUAGCCGAAUCAAAGGCGACCGAAAGCUGGACUGACACGACGAGUUUGGAGCGAGACUUCAGGGGACCCUUUACUCCACAGCUUGGUUUUGAUGGUGGGCGAGAUUACAGAUGGACGGUGAGCGACUGCAACAUGACGACUCCCACUAGAAGAACGACACCAGCUUUCCGGCACGAUGGCAAUCCCCCAAGACUCAAAGUAGAUCCUUUUGCCCAGGCUGAGUCGGGAUCACAUACUCGAGCCAAGCGAAGGGGUUUCCAUAUGGGCUACAACAAUGCGCUCGAUUGGCUUUCAGGUCAUGAUCAAACAACUCCUACUCAAACGAGACAGGCCCCAAGCAAUAUGCAAGAUAUCUCGCCCGCAAUGCCGCAACAAGGAAGCCCCUCUAGUUACCGAAGGAACAGGCACCGUUGGCAAAACUCACUCCAUCUUGAUCAUGUGCAAUUCGUGGUGCCUGCUACCGCAGGAAAUCAGACGCCGCCGCCAAAUCGAAAGACUACAGUUGUGCAGGUGUCGCCUUCACCCCCAAGCUUGCCAGCCGUGCGAAGAAUGACAUCCAUUGCAGAUGAUUUGGCACACCCUCUGGGGUCCAAGCCAUCGUGCUUGUCAAACACGAGUACUUUGAUACCCGAUGAUUCAUGA